GUCACAUCUUGUUAGCGCCAAGCCCGGAAGGCAACGGUGCCCUGACCGCUGAUAAGGCCUAAAGAUUCGCGCCGGUACUGUGCGCGAUAAACGAGCAGACUGCCUGGCUGUUGCCAUGGCGACGACCGAGACCGUUUCAGUUCGCUCUGCGUUUCGCUGGCGUGCUGCGCCGAUUAUUCACUGGACGAAGCUCCGUCGUCGUCGGUCUGUUUUACGGGCAGCCUGAAUAUCUGAAUAGCGUUCGUUGCUACUUGUCCGCGCCUGAGGUAUGUGUAUACCCUUACGCAGCGGCCACGGCGGUGAUCCACCAGCAGCAGAAGGCGGCUGCAGCGACGCAUGUUUGUGCAGACGACAGGUUUUUUCAUAAAACCGGUGUGAACGAGUGGGCCGCUUUUCCUAAGAAGCACUGGAAGCGUUGUGUUUUGCUACCUUUGCCGGAACAUUUCGAGCAUGAAUAUAUGCGGUGAUAGUGCUCCGGCCAUUUGACCAUAAGCAAGUGGUCCGAAGAAUCCUGGGCCUGUCCUCUCAACUUACCAAGUAUACUGAGAGACAAAGGACUUCGAGAGAGCACAUGGCGUCCGUCACUCAUGGCGAAGGUCACGAGGCCACGCUGCGCCUUCGUCCUGCUCGGCGCGAUCCUGUUGACGCACGGCUUCGCUUUCUGCCUCGAGAAUGGACUACGCGAGAGUGCAAUGGACCCUACAUUCGAUCUCCGCGAACAGGGGCAGGCUCGUCGCCGACUACCUCCUAGGCGAAGCCAGCGAGACGCACGCUACACAAGGUAACGUGACAUCAGGCAAGAAAGAAGGAGCGCUGACUGAAAAGAACAGGAGCGUAAGCCUCAAGCCCAGGAUGCAUGGAGCGUUCUUUCACGGCGAGCAUCUCGUGGCACAAAUAGACACGGCGGGACGACGCCGAUGAGCACAUGGCGUCCGUCACUCAUGGCGAAGGUCACGAGGCCACGCUGCGCCUUCGUCCUGCUCGGCGCGAUCCUGUUGACGCACGGCUUCGCUUUCUGCCUCGAGACUGGACUACGCGAGAGUGCAAUGGACCCUACGUUCGAUCUCCGCGAACAGGGGCAGGCUCGUCGCCGACUACCUCCUAGGCGAAGCCAGCGAGACGCGCGCUACACAAGGUAACGUGACGUCAGGCAAGAAAGAAGGAGCGCUGACUGAAAAGAACAGGCCUCCAUGGUUCCUGGAACGUCGGUACGCUGCUACUACGCUGGCGCCUGCCUCGCCUGCGUUUCGCUCGCCGUCUUUGUUUUCUACGGCGGCGGCGAAACGUUAGUUAACAAACGCCACGCCUGGUUCCCGAAAGCCAACCCCGCGAACGGCACCAGCGACACGCAGAUGCAGCAGCAAAGCAAGCCGGUCACUAUCUUGUUCUGGACCACGGCGUUCCGCAUACCGCAGCCCGAUGCCAAUAGCGGGCUAGUGUCCUACAACAGCUGCAGCGUCCCUUGCUUCCUGACCCGGGACAGGGCUCUGAUAAGAUCGGCGGACGCCGUCGUGAUACACGACAGGGACGCCAAUGGAAGAGACCUUCCCAGAUACCGCGCAGAGCAUCAGCGAUGGGUGUACUGGAAUAUGGAGGCACCCCCCAACAGCCGUCCCAGGCGAAUGGCGAGACUCAGGGGCGUCUUCAACUGGACAUACACCUACCGCCGCGACUCGGACGUGCCGCAUCCGUACUACUUCGUGCGUUCGGUCGGCCGCCGCAGGACGGCGCCACCAGCCGAACACUCGCCGACAUUCAACCGGUCCGGACUGGUCGCCUGGGUCGCCAGCAACUGCCAGACGCCAAGCCGGCGCGAGCGGUUCGUGGACGAGCUCCGCAAGCACAUUGCGGUAGAUACGUUCGGCUUUUGCGGAAACCAGAAGUGUCCGCCGGGGGACGACUGCUUUGCUCGUCUCGGCGAGAGGUACUACUUCUACCUGUCCCUGGAAAACGCCGUGUGCCCCGACUACGCCACGGAGAAGCUGUACAACGCGCUCCACUACGGCAUGGUUCCGGUGGUGAUGGGAAAUUACUCUGCGAGCCUGGCGCCUCCCGGAUCUUGCAUCGACGCGCUUCGAUUCGCGUCUCCCGAGCGCCUCGCCGUGUACCUGAAGGCGGUGGCCGCCGAUCCCGCUCAGUACGAGGCUUACUUCGCCUGGAAGAAGACGCACGAGGUUCGAUAUCUCCAAUUCGCGGAUCACUGCCUCCUCUGCGAGGCGCUUUCCAGAGCUCGUCCAGACGAACGCAAGACGUACGAGGACAUCGUCGAGUGGUGGCACGGCAACCGAUCCAUCUGCAAGCGAUGGAAGCCGGCGAACUUUCUUAUCGAUGGACUGUAGAGGAUAUCCCCUCGAGUAUCGCCUUCCCGACGCAAACGCGGUCUGCCCGGCCACCCGCGAAGACAAGAUGGCCUACCCGCCGCGUAGUUGGCUUGCCCGCAGUGGUUCUCACGUUUUGCUGCCGAGCAGCUAUCAGGUUCGAUUCCCGCCCCCAUUUCUGCAAAGGGGACCGUGAGGAAGAGCGGAGUCGAGAUAACGCAUGGGAGAAAAAAAUAAUGGCAGCGAAUUCAUCCUACGGAGACGACUGGCGACGGUAACGUGAUUAGCAUUCUUUCUCGCGACAGAGGUGUGUAAUUAGCUAUAACACGUGAUGGACCCUUAUGAUGCAAGGUUGUGCGAUAAAUUAAAUUGCUGAAUGCUUA
Dermacentor albipictus is the source of this 2701-nucleotide messenger RNA. RefSeq names its product alpha-(1,3)-fucosyltransferase 7-like. The record is from RefSeq and is a predicted model, not a curated record. NCBI's taxonomy places the organism in Eukaryota, Metazoa, Arthropoda, Arachnida, Ixodida, Ixodidae. Gene Ontology annotation, molecular function: fucosyltransferase activity. Gene Ontology annotation, cellular component: membrane.